Molecule: messenger RNA, 618 nt
Organism: Colletotrichum graminicola M1.001
Lineage: Eukaryota; Fungi; Ascomycota; Sordariomycetes; Glomerellales; Glomerellaceae
Exons: 1
Coding region: 1-618 (205 amino acids)
Biological process (GO): DNA alkylation repair; regulation of DNA-templated transcription
Cellular component (GO): nucleus
Source: RefSeq, a predicted model, not a curated record
AUGAAGCCCACCCACUUUCUUUGCAUUCCACUCGUUACAACGAUCUCACAGCCUCAACUCACCAAGAGCUUGGAUCACUUUAAAGCAGACAUCACAAGUCCUCGCACCUAUGGCAUCCCCGCAGCCGCAGUGCGUCCCCUCAGCACUAUACAUCUUACCUUGGGAGUGAUGAGCUUCCCCGAAGGUCGAGGUCUCGACAAGGCAGUCGAAGUUCUUGAUAGCAUCAAGCCGCUUCUCCCCACAAGCCCACCGAGAGUAUCACUACAAGGCCUAGGAACCUUUCCGGGCACCAAUACACGCCACGCCGACAUUCUCUUUGCACACCCAACUUGCCCUGGUUACAAUUUUGAUGGUCUCUGCCACCAAAUAAGGGCCAAGUUUGAAAAUGCCGGUCUCAUUGAUAAGAAUGGGUUCGGCCUAUCGCUCCACGCUACUAUUAUUAAUGCUCGAAAAACUCCUAACAAGGGCAUUGACGCGACAAAGAUUAUUCAGCAAUAUCGGGAUUAUGUAUGGAUGAAUCCUAUUCCUGUCGAGAAGAUUGGAAUUUGCCGCAUGGGCGCAGAGAAGAAAGGUCCAUAUGAUGAAGAGUAUCCAAUUGUGGCUUCAAUUAACUUUUAA